AGAAAAUGUAUAGCUUAAUAAGUUAUUAUGAAGUGAAAACCCUUAUUAGCACCCAGAACCAGAAAUAGAGCUUGGUCAGCUAUUUCAGAAGCCAGCUAUGGGCCCCAUCCCAUCACAACUCCUCCCUCCUCCCAAAAGUAACCACUAUCCUGACAUUUAUGGUAAUCACUCAGGAGGAUUUUAUUUUAAUGGGACUAACGAUUUAGCUAUAAAUAAUCACUAAUGGUAGACUAUUAGGCAGUUGAGGGAUGUUUGGAGGAGCCACAAGAGGCAGCUGGAUCUCAGCACACUCAAAAAUCACACCACUUUGUACAGUUAGUUCCCUCUGUGCCUAUGAUUAAGACACACCUCACCGGAAGACGAUCCCACAGAAGUCCAAGUACAGUGCUGUGCCCUAUGCCCUCAGCUCCAUACUGUCAUCCACUGAUCCAGAAAGAACCAUACCCCACAGUCUUCCCAAGGCAGAGCAAAAGUAGGUCCCAGCUCACAGUACUUGGGCGAGUGUAAGGGACUGGCAGUCUCUGCUGCCGACAUGUGAGUCUAGGACAUUGCCUAAACUUCCCUGGGCCUUAGUUUCUCACAGUGAAGUAUGGGGCCAUGAUAAAGCCCUUUACAAUCCCCUAUUCCUCACCUAACUUGGCCCCCUUUCCUCAAUCUUGGUUCCUGUUUCCGCUGCCUAUUUAUACACGCUGUAAGAAGCACAUUACCUUCCUUUCCCAGUUGGGUGUCUUUCCAGCCUUGUGCUCCUCUUUUUGCCCUUGAUCCUCAGACACCAUGAUUCUGCUUCAUUUCUACAUGUACCAUUAUAAAAACACAUAUACGUCCUUGCAUAUUAGAGGUGCUGAACAAAUGGUUGUAGAAUGAAUGAAUAUAUGAAACAAAUUGUUUCCUACAUUCACGUAUGCAUUCCUUCAAUAUUUAGCAAGUACCUAAUAUAUACGUAGAUACCAACCUAUCCCUCUACACAAAUCAUUCCUCUCCUCCUUUUCUCAUCUUCCCCCUUUCCCAUUCUAUCUUUUUUCCUUUCCCUGAGCCAUAGAGUUAGACUGAGUGCCCGGCAAGGCAGGAUGCAGAGACACUUCUGCCAGUGGAAACAGACACCAUGGAAAGGAGCCAGAUGAAAUAAGGGCAAAGACAGCUGUACAACACGCAGAGAGAAACCAACCAGAAUGAAAAGCAGUGAUUCAUGGAGCACUGCAACUCAGAUACUCCUUGGGUUUCACUCUGAGAGCUACUGCAGGACUGAGGUCAGUGAGGGCUGGCAUCAAGAUGAAGGACAGACAGGCUCCUCCUCCCUGGAGAUGUGAUGCCCGUCAAUCCCUCCCCUUAAUCCUCUUCUGCCCACCCCACCCCCACUACUCCCUCACACUGACCAGUGUCCUGGGCCUUUAAGAGUUGGAUGGGCUGGACUGAGGAGAGAGCUCACACCUCUCCCCACCCUACUCUUUCCAUCUGGCUGUAAGUCUGCCAGUGACAGCAGCAAACUGCAGCAGAAGAGGGGAGGAAACCAGUGAGUGCAAGAGAAGCAAACGAGAAAAGGAGCCCUCCUGGGUUUCCUCGGCCCACAGCAGAGAGCGUCGCAGAUCUCAGACACAGGACUUCUCUCCUGCCCACGGUGACUCUGGCAUCAGCUGGUGAAGCAGUGGGUGAUGGCGUCCCUGCUGCAAGGCCGGCUGCCUGUUAAUCAAGACCUGCUGCUGAUGCAGAAAGGCACGCUGAUGCGCAAGGUGAGGUCCAAAAGCUGGAAGAAGCUAAGAUACUUCAGACUUCAGGACGAUGGCAUGACAGUCUGGCAUGCCCGGCAGGCCGGAGGCAGGGCCAAGCCCAGCUUCUCAAUAUCCGACGUGGACACAGUGCGUGAGGGCCACGAGUCUGAGUUGCUGCGAAACCUGGCAGAGGAGUUCCCCCUGGAGCAGGGCUUCACCAUCGUCUUCCAUGGCCGCCGCUCCAACUUGGACCUGGUGGCCAACAGUGUCGAGGAGGCCCAGAUCUGGAUGCAGGGGCUCCAGCUGUUGGUGGACUUUGUCACCAGCAUGGACCAACAGGAGCGGCUGGACCAAUGGCUGAGUGAUUGGUUCCAGCACGGAGACAAAAACCAGGAUGGUCGGAUGACUUUCGGAGAAGUCCAGCGGUUACUGCACCUGAUGAAUGUGGAAAUGGACCAAGACCAUGCCUUCCAGCUUUUCCAGAGAGCAGAUGCAUCCCAGUCUGGGACUCUGGAGGGAGAAGAAUUUGUAGAGUUUUAUAAGUCAUUGACUCAGCGUCCUGAGGUGCAGGAACUGUUUGAAAAGUUUUCAUCUGAUGGGCAGAAGCUGACCCUGCUGGAAUUUGUGGAUUUUCUCCAAGAGGAGCAGAAAGAAGGAGAACGGGCUUCUGACCUUGCUUUAGAACUCAUCGACUGCUAUGAGCCUUCAGAUAGCGGCAAACUGCGGCACGUGCUGAGCAUGGAUGGCUUCCUCAGCUACCUCUACUCGAAGGACGGAGACAUCUUCAAUCCGACCUGCCUCCCCAUCUACCAGGAUAUGACUCAGCCCCUGAACCAGUACUACAUCAGCAGCUCCCACAACACCUACCUAGUGGGAGACCAGCUUUGUGGCCAGAGCAGCGUGGAGGGAUACAUACGAGCCCUGAAGCGGGGAUGCCGCUGCGUGGAGGUGGAUAUAUGGGAUGGACCUAGCGGGGAACCUAUUGUUUACCACGGACACACGUUGACCUCUCGCAUCCCGUUCAAAGACGUUGUGGCCGCCAUUGGACAGUAUGCCUUCCAGACAUCAGACUAUCCAGUCAUCUUGUCCCUGGAGAACCACUGCAGCUGGGAACAGCAGGAGAUCAUAGCAUGCCAUCUGACAGAGAUCCUGGGGAAUCAGCUACUGAGCACCACCUUGGAUGGGCAUCUUCCCACUCAGCUGCCCUCCCCUGAGGAGCUUCGGAGGAAGAUCCUUGUGAAGGGAAAGAAGUUAAAAACGCUUGAGGAGGAUCUUGAGGAAGAGGAGGAGGAGCCAGAGUCUGAACUGGAGGAGGCUGAGCUGCAGCUGGAGGCCCAGAUGGAGUCUGAGCCCCAGGAGUUGAGCCCUCGCAGUAAGGACAAGAAGAAGAAAUCCAAGCCCAUCUUAUGUCCAUCCCUCUCUGCCCUGGUUGUCUACUUGAAGGCUGUCACAUUCUACAGCUUCACUCAUUCGAGGGAGCACUACCGCUUCUAUGAAACAUCAUCUUUCUCUGAAGCCAAGGCCAAGAGCCUCAUCAAGGAGGCUGGCAAUGAGUUUGUGCUGCACAAUACCUGGCAGUUAAGCCGUGUAUAUCCCAGUGGCCUGAGGACAGAUUCAUCCAACUACAACCCCCAGGAGUUCUGGAAUGCAGGCUGCCAGAUGGUGGCUCUGAAUAUGCAGACUGCGGGGCUUGAGAUGGACCUGUGUGAUGGGCUCUUCCGCCAGAACGCUGGCUCCGGCUACGUGCUGAAGCCAGACUUCCUGCGCGACGCCCAGAGUUCCUUCCACCCUGAGAGGCCCAUCAGUCCGUUCAAAGCCCGGACCCUCCUAAUCCAGGUAAUCAGUGGGCAGCAACUCCCCAAAGUGGACAAGACCAAAGAGGAGUCCAUUGUGGAUCCACUGGUAAGAGUGGAGAUCUUUGGCGUCCGCCCAGACACAAGCCGGCAAGAGACCAGCUACGUGGAGAACAAUGGUUUUAAUCCAUACUGGGGGCAGACACUGUGCUUCCGGGUCCUGGUACCUGAACUGGCCCUGCUGCGUUUUGUGGUAAAAGACUAUGACUGGAAAUCCCGAAACGAUUUCAUUGGUCAGUACACCCUGCCUUGGAACUGCAUGCAACAAGGUGAGCCAGUCCUCCCACCCCUGGCCCGCACCCCAGCUCUGGCUGCCCUUCUAAUACUGUCCCCCGCCCCCCUUUCCAGGUUACCGCCACAUACACUUGCUCUCCAAGGAUGGCAUCAGCCUCCAUCCAGCCUCCAUCUUUGUGCACAUCUGCACCCGGGAAGGGCUAGAGGGGGUUGAAUCUUAAGGUGGGCACUUCACGGGAAGAGUGGGUGCAUCGGCUUUAGAUGGUAAGAAAAGCCUGGAAGGAUGCUCCAGAAAGCAAACAGAGGUGGUGAAAACCAAGCUUUUGACUGUGCAUUCCUAGGCACAAAAUUACUUCAUCCUUCCUGACAAGCAAAUCUAGGACCUGAUUUUUCACCUUCUUUCUUUUCCCUUUCUUCGUUUUCACCAGCCUUUGGAAUCAUUCCUGUCCUUACCCUCUGCAUACUCUACACUGGAAUUCCUUCCUUCCUUCCUCUUGCUAUAGGUUCAAUACCAUACCCAGAUCUAGGACUACACUUUCGCACCAACUCUGGCUCAAAGGCAGAUUGCAACUAGAAAUCCAGAGAAGGGCUUGAGGCAGACAAACCCUAAGAGGCACUAUCUCCUCCACCUCUAACUUCCUCAAAGUCCAGAGCCAAGGGAAGGACAAAUCAAGCCCCAAGUCUCCCCAGGCAAAGGCUGGGGAAGGAGAUCUGACCCCAAGACUGUAUUACGACUCUCAAGAGACACUACACAGCCCUCAGGGUCUCCACUGGACUGUUGCUCCCUAGCCCCUCCGGUAUAAAUAGAGCUUCUCUCUCAAUUUGGCUUGA
Balaenoptera musculus (blue whale) is the source of this 4624-nucleotide messenger RNA. RefSeq names its product phospholipase C delta 4 (gene PLCD4). The transcript is spliced from 15 exons. Gene Ontology annotation, molecular function: calcium ion binding; phosphatidylinositol-4,5-bisphosphate phospholipase C activity. Gene Ontology annotation, biological process: lipid metabolic process; intracellular signal transduction. The record is from RefSeq and is a predicted model, not a curated record. Lineage: Eukaryota; Metazoa; Chordata; Mammalia; Artiodactyla; Balaenopteridae. Bases 1650 to 4007 code for a protein of 785 amino acids.